Molecule: messenger RNA, 2386 nt
Organism: Alligator sinensis (Chinese alligator)
Lineage: Eukaryota; Metazoa; Chordata; Crocodylia; Alligatoridae
Gene: PROC
Product: protein C, inactivator of coagulation factors Va and VIIIa
Exons: 8
Coding region: 916-2253 (445 amino acids)
Biological process (GO): blood coagulation; proteolysis
Cellular component (GO): extracellular region
Molecular function (GO): serine-type endopeptidase activity; calcium ion binding
Source: RefSeq, a predicted model, not a curated record
UUACAGGUUUAAGCCAGUUUCUGAUCACUUAAAUCUGUCUAUGUGUAAUAUCUGUCCCUAGCCUAAGUGUGGGUAUUCACAUACUUUUGAUUGAUCAUAGUCAUCUUUCACGGACCCCUUAGAUAUCGUCUGCGGACUGUCGGGUCUGCGCCCCGCAGGUUGAAAACCACUGUACUAAACAAUUUACCUCCAAUAGAGGGGGGAGAAAACUGUAGUGGGAGCCAGCCCUGUGUGGGGAAGGCAGCAGAUCCUUCUGACAGGUUUCCUGGCACUGCAUUUAGAAACAGAAGCCUGAAAUGAAAUAAAUCAACUAGAGGAAAAAAGAGGAACCAAACUGAGAUGUGGAGGCAGCAAAUUCUCAGGUAGGCCCUUUUAAACAUUUUCCUUGAAUCAAGCAGUUGUUGGGCUUCCCCUGGCCACUGUUUGUUUAGUGACUGAAACAAAGGCCCUUGGUUUAGCUCCACAGAGUAAAUAUUUGAGGUUAUGGAUUAACCAGCCUGCAGUAGCUCUCAUGGCAGAAGACUAGAUAGCUGGGAUUCAUCCUGGGUAAGUGUAUGCUUCAGAAGUAUGGUAUCCUUCUGUAUUUAAAAGUGAGGCUUUAUUUAAUUAAUGUGAACUGUGCCAAAGCUGUUUGGUAGGAGAUGAGGAGAGGGCAGGAGGGAGAAGGUUCAGAGAGAAAGGAAAUGUGGCAGGGAGUGGGCGGGGAGCUGUGUAGAGGGAGCUAACGUAUGGUUAGGAUGGACUUCAGUGAUCCACAGCUUUCGAUCUGGAAUCCACCUAGGGGCAGGGACAAGUCAGCAUUUCAGAUGUGAACCUGCCAUGUAGACAAUACAUGAAGGAUCGUACUGAUCUUCUCUCCAGCUGGACAUUUCUCUAUCUUGGGGCCAUGCUGCAGCCCAGCGGGUGCACUCUUUCAUGCUGUUUACUCUCUCAGGUGUCACCUCCUGCACUAUGUGGAGAUUCAUGACCUUUUCCUGGACAUUGUUGGCUGCCUGCUCUUUCUGUCUACUUGAGGCCUCAGUGUUUUACAGCCGUGAAGAUGCAAACAAAGUCCUGAAAAUCCAGAAGCGAGAAAACUCUUUUCUGGAGGAGCUCAAGGCAGGCUCUUUGGAGCGAGAAUGUAAUGAAGAAUCAUGUGACCUGGAAGAGGCAAUGGAGAUAUUUGAAAGCAGGGAAGCAACACUAAGUUUCUGGACCAAGUAUAUUGAUGGAGAUCAGUGUGAAAAACAACCUUGCAACAAUGGAACCUGUCUGGAUGCUAUUGGAGGGUUCAACUGCAUUUGUAACAGAGGCUGGGAGGGACUUCUAUGCCAGCAUGAGGUUCUAUACACCAACUGCUCCAUUUGUAAUGGAGGAUGUGAUCAUUACUGUAAGGAGGAUCCUGGCAACCAGCGCCGCUAUUGCAGCUGUGCUUUGGGAUAUAAGCUAAUGGAGGACUAUUCUCAGUGUUUGCCUGAUGUGGAGUUCCCUUGUGGAAAAGUGAAAGUAAAUGUGGAAUCCAAAAAAGAUAUCCAUAUUCGACUCAUUAAUGGGAAAAUUGGAAGGAAAGGAGAUAGCCCCUGGCAGGUUAUGUUGUCAGAUGGCAGGGGGAAAUUUAAGUGCGGGGGAGUCCUUAUCCAUACAGCCUGGGUCCUAACAGCAGCGCAUUGUGUUGAGGAUGACAGGAGGUACAAAGUAAAACUCGGUAAAUAUCACCGUCUGAGGGAUGAGGAAACAGAGCAAAUAAUUUUGGUUGACAAGGUAGUGAUACAUGAAAACUAUACCAAGGCUGACUCUGAUAAUGAUAUAGCCAUGCUGCACCUAGCUAAGCCCAUGGUCUUUAACAAAAACGCACUACCUAUUUGUCUUCCUACGAAGGAACUGGCAGAGCAGGAGCUGACCAGAAGUGGGAAGAAGAUGGUGGUGACUGGCUGGGGCAGCAAAACUGAAAAGACCAUGAAUUUUUCUAAUGUUCUCAAUUACAUUGAAAUCCCCUUGGUUCCACGUAAUGAGUGUGUCCAAGUUAUGCGACAUGAUAUCUCAGAGAACAUGCUGUGUGCAGGGAUCAUUGGAGACCAGCAGGAUGCCUGUGGUGGGGACAGUGGAGGUCCCAUGAUCACAACGUUCAAGAACACCUCAUUCCUAGUGGGACUGGUGAGCUGGGGAGAAGGCUGUGGGAAAUCAGAGAAGUUUGGAGUUUACACCAAAGUCAGCCAAUACCUUCAGUGGAUCCAAAGGCAAAUGAAAGCAUCAGAAAAUACAUCUAACAACUGAUUCUUAUUAAGAUGAAUCUGGACUGCGUGGGUCAAGUGCCAGCGACGGCACACAAAGCAAUGUACUGUUGUGUCUUCUGGAAUUACAUCUAUAAUGUAUAAAGCAAGAAUAUUUCAGUUACGUGUACUGUUUU